UUGGAAGGACCGUGAGUCAUUGGGGUAGGCACGUUGGGACAGUCAGCUGGAUGUUGGAAUCUGCGGCAAUGGAAUACUGAGGCGCUGGACAUUCGGAGGGACAAAGGGAAAUGGAACACUGAGGAGCGGGACAUUCAGAGGGAAAUAGAAUUAGAGGAGGGAAGAUUCGGACAGCCAGACGUUCCGCUAAGAUCAUUACUGCGGACCCACAAUGAGAUUGGGAGCUCCUCAUUGAUUCGGUGCUGAGGCGGCUUCCGGGGAGCACUGGCUGAACCGUCCUACUCAAGUGUGCUGCAGUAUUGCACUUGGUCAAUGUUUACAGAAGUCAUUUGACAGAAGAGAAGUUGAAUUGGCAGCGAUGGCUCAAGACAAGAUAAGGAACUUUCGUUUCCAUUUGACAAGCUGCAAAUAGAAAGAGCUAAGGUUUACCUUUUGAAUUGAUUGAAAAUGUGGAAAAGGAAACUUGUGUUUUUCACCUUAUUUCACCAUUACUUAAAACUACAAUGAAUAAUGAGGAAAACAGCUCAGUAAUUUGCAGAGCUCAUGGAGGACCAAUCUGCAUCACCUUCACUGUUGCUCUGAAUGAGGAUUUAUGCAAUUACCUCGUAUUUAUCUGGAGCAAUUAUGAUCACUCCUGCCUUUGAAUUAAGUCAAGAGCCUAAUUUCCUCACCAUCACAAUCCAUGUCCCAUAUGCAAAAGUUAAUGAAGUUGACCUAUAUAUUGAUGGAGUGGACUUCAAAUUUUAUGCGAAGCCAUACUUCUUAAGAUUAACUCUUCCAGGAAGGAUAGUGGAGGAUGGCAGUGAAAAGGCUUCAUAUGAUACUGAUGCAGGAAUCUUUACUAUAAAGGUUCCAAAAGAGACCCCUGAAGAAUACUUUGAGGGGCUGAAUAUGCUGACUGCGCUUUUGGCACCAAAGGGUUCAAGAUCUGCAAAGCCACUGCUGGAAGAGAUAGGGCACUCCAUCAAUGCUGAAGAGGAGGAAGAUCAGGAAAAAUUUGACUGGGAAAUUGAGCAAACUCCCUAUGUGGAACUGGGAGGAAAUGUUAUAAACUGGAGCUGCUUCUAUGGCUUUGGAAACCUGAGAUCAGGAGUCUUCAAAAGAUUGCAGCAUGAACUCAGUGAAGUGAUUGACCUGAAGGAACCAGAUAGCACCACAAUGGUUGAACGUCGGCAGAAGCGGUUAGCUGCUGAAGAGGCCAAGUUUGAUUCUGAUCAUUAUCUUGCUGACCUGUUUGAGGAUGAUGCUAUUCAGCACUUAUUGAAGUAUGAGCCUUGGUGGACAGAAACUCAGAAGAGAAAAGAAGUGAAGAAAACCCAGAGUGAACAACAUUUGAUAGAGCCAGGAAGCCAAUUUGUCAAAUUUUCUGAAGAUGAAAAGAAACAGUUGCGGAACUUCACCAACAAGAAUUACCUGUUGGAUAAAAAGUCUUGCCAAAAUAUUUGCCUCAGCCUGCUUGACAUUAUCCUUGCGUUUGCUUAUGAAGUCCGCAGUACUGAAGGGGAAACUAAUGCUGAAUCCUCAUGGAACAUCUGGAAACUGAGCGGGACGCUAUGUUGGCUUGAAACUUACCAUUCUCUUCAAGAAGUUCUUGUAUCCUUCAGCAGAAGAGUUCUGUGUUAUCCCUUGUACAGACAUUUCCACUUGGCUUUGAAAGCUGUUGAGGAUGCAGUGUUAAUACUUCAGCUGGGUAAGUCCGCUGUUCUGAAGUGCCUGCUAGGCAUCCAUAAGAUCUUCAAAGAGAGUGACCCUGCAUACCUUCUUAAUGACCUCUACAUCACAGACUACUGCAUUUGGAUCCAGAAAGUCAAGUCAAAGAAGCUUGUAUCCUUGGCUGAGUCACUGCAGAAUAUAAAAGUCACAAAGAAUGAUUUGGGCUUUGAACUGGAGGAACUGGAGAAAGCAGCACUAUUAGUUCAGGAGGAAGAAAAUGAGAUCAAACCAAGGAAGAUUGGUCCCCAAUCACUCCCAUCAGAAAGUGAGACAGAAGAGGAUAAUGACUCUGAGGAAUCGAGUAGCUUAAACUUUGAUACAGGGGAGUCUGAUUCAUACGAAAACAGUUUGCCUAACUGUAGUAGUUCUGAGGAAAUGCAUGGAAAGGGUUUGUGUCAUGGAACAGAGGCUGACUGUGUAACUGAGGUAAAGGUUAAAGAGGGUUUGAUCAAAUUGAAGUGUGGUGAAGAAACUGUGCACAUGGAUGCCCCACAGUAUCCAGAUGAAUACCCAUUGGGAGAGACUCCCACUGCUAAAUCGCCUCCAAAAAGAUUGAUAGAAGAACUUGCAGAUCAGUUGCAGUCAGUAGGGUUUUCAGAGCACUGUGAAAAAUCUGCUGUUGAGAAUUCGGAGCACAAACCAACAAGCCUGCCUCUUCAGAGUUUGGCACGGUAUCAGCAUUCACAGACGACCUCACAGCAGACUUUCUUAGAGGUGUCUCCUAAGAGGAAUUGCCUGCUGCUCGUUGCAGAUCCUGAUAAUACUGAGGAUUUUACAGACCUGGCAUGAGUCCAGGUUGCAUACUAGAAAAGAACAAACUGAUUUAUGUGCAAGUGGCUGAUGCUGGUCAAUGUAUUUGUUAAAUCAUUUCACAAAUGGAGAAUUUGCUCUUAAAUGCUUUAGAUUUUUUUCAUAUAUUACCAGAUUUAUAUGUGUGUAACUAGAUUACUUCUGUCUUCAAAAUAAAAGCUGUUGUCAUAA
Messenger RNA from Carcharodon carcharias (great white shark), 2694 nucleotides. RefSeq names its product SHQ1, H/ACA ribonucleoprotein assembly factor (gene shq1). The record is from RefSeq and is a predicted model, not a curated record. Lineage: Eukaryota; Metazoa; Chordata; Chondrichthyes; Lamniformes; Lamnidae. Gene Ontology annotation, cellular component: cytoplasm; nucleoplasm. The transcript has 14 exons. Gene Ontology annotation, biological process: box H/ACA snoRNP assembly. Bases 583 to 2502 code for a protein of 639 amino acids.